UUCAACAGGGUGGGGCUGACAAAUUCGUGCCCGGUUUAAUCAAUCAAUAAGAACAAUAUUCCGCUGCCUGGACGCGUCGUGUGAGUUUUUUUCAAGAUAUUAUGUAAUAUUUAUGCAAUUCGCGAUUGGCCAAGGAGAAUUUAAACGAACAUGGAAGAGGAAGCCUGCAACAACUUCAAAUCCAUAAGGGCAAAGUUUCAGGAAGAGAUCCAGGGGAGGUACAGACCCAUGGUUCCUGAGAAACCCAAACGCCUCCCAACAUCAGCCACGAGAAGCUCUGGUCUGCUCACCAUGAACCUUUGUUCAACCGUGGAAACCAAGACCUCCAGUCAGCCCCAGGUCACAAUGAGAGAAGACCAGAAAUCACCCUCGGGAAAACGCCCUGUAUCAUUCCCGAGCACAACGUCUGAAGUCGGGAUGCCUGGAGAUGGCCAGAACAGGCAGUCGCUUAAAAUACGCCGUUUGCCCCUCGUGUUGCCGCUUUCAAACGGUUCUUCUGCACCUCCUUCAAAGGGCAUCACCUCGCCUCUCAAAUACAUCAUGAAACCAAUUCCUACACCUUUCGGCUCCACCAGAGUUUCACUGUGCGCUAAAGAAAUUGGUAAAAAUGGUCUGGGGCUUUUGAAAAACAGUGGUACGUUCAAUGUUCAGAUGGAAGAGGCCGGUGCAGAAGUCGGGGAGGUCCAACAGACCUCUGUCUCGCUAGAUCGUUCAGCUCCGGCUUCGCCAAACGAUUCGCUGACCGAUUCCUCUUCCGGAAGUGCUUCUCAUUUCUUUGACCAGCAUGUGCUGAGCACGCUGGAGAAAGCCAAGAGGAAGCUCUGCCACAAGAACCGGUUGGUGUGUGGUAGACCAAAGGGCUUCUACUGCAGCAAAGCGCAAGUGCAGCUCACAGAAAGUCCUCCAUCGCCUCCUGAAUCUGAGAGGCGUCACCCAGAGACUUCGCCGGCGAAGGUUAACGGAAUAUCGCACGGCCCCAUCUCUGUAAUGGAGCUCGGUGGAGUCAUGCAGCCGGGAAAAGCAUGCAAACCUCUUCCUGACCUGGCAUCCUUAGGCCCUGCGCCCUCAAAGCCACCAAGACCUCCGCAUGUGGAUCUGAGCAAAUAUAAAACUGGAGCUCAUGAACCAAGCGAAGCUCUUACUAUUGAAUCUGUACCUGAGCCUGAGCCUGUGGCCCCUGCUGAUGCAUCGCUUGAAGACCCGAGCGUACCUCCGCCCGAAUUUCCAGAUUUUGACAUCUCCGCACCAGAAGCCACAGACAGCAGUGCCAUAAAUCUGGCCGCCCUGGACUUAGAGGCCACUGAGUUUCCGGCGUUUGAUCCGCUGCCGGGCGAAGACGCUGGCGUGCUUUCGGUCCGACGCGGUCUGAAUCAUUUCGCUCCAAACUGCAUGCAGUCAGAAGGCGCUCUCUGUCGGUCCUGGGAGGACUUGAGAAACGAAGGCGCCCUGGCGUCUAACACAGAAUCGGUGACCUCUGACCUGAGAAUGAAUGGAUCGCACGCUACCUUCAGCCUGAGCAGUGAACACCCUUCUUCUAAACAAAAGUGUCUUCACAAACCCUUUGAUAAUGUUUACGAGGAUGUGGAAACGGUCCCCAGGUUUCCUUUUUCUCAAAGCUCUUAUAAGUGUAAAGGAGCUCCUAAGAAUCCGUAUGCGGAUAACAGCCUGGCGAAAGAAGAAACGUGGAGGAAUAUAUGGCACGUCACUCAAUGGUCUAAUGCAGCUGAAGAUCACAACGGUCAACAUGAAAGAAAGAAGCAGCUGAGCCCUGAACAUCAUGAGGAUAAAGAACUGAAGAAGAAAGAGAAGCAGCGUCUGGAGAAGGAGAAGAAGGAACGGAAAGAGAAGGAUAAAAAAAGAAAUGAAAUGCACAAGAAAUUUAAAAUCACUGGACUGGAGGAGCCCAUGUAUCAUGCCCGAGUGCUGGCGGACAGCAAACUACGAAAGUAUGACCUGCCCGUCAAAAGCGGGGAUCUCAUCAGCAUCAUCCGAACAGUGAGCUGCCCCAAGGGCAAAUGGCUGGCCAGAGACGCCAACAACAAAUACGGCUACAUUUCCGUGAUGAACGUGGAGUUGAACAUUAAGGAGAUGCUUGAGCUCGGAAAGAAGGUAUCGCAGGCCACGGGACGAGGCCAGACGGAUGGAGAUAACCUCAGUGUCAGCAGCAGGUUUGAUCUUUGCAGGUCCUCUCAUCAGAAUCCUGUGUUUACAAGUAGCUUCACUGAUGACAGCGAGGAGUGGAUGUACGAAGACGACACGCUGUCCCUGUCUGCUGAGAACGUGAGUCAGAUCAAAGCCGCCUCCGUGCCUGAGAUGUUUGAUGGUAACUCUUCGGCUCAUCAUCCUUUCGUUGACUGGAGUCUUGAAGACGUCCAGACGCAAGAGGCCGAAAGCUUUCAGUUUGCAGACGUGGAUCUUCUACCUCCUCCGGCUCUUUAUGCCGACUCUCUGUGAGCUGCCGUGGUUUUGAUUGCAUGCCUCUAUCUUUACCAAGAACAUCCAGCACUGUCCUUCAAAUCAUCAAACCUGACUCGAGAGAAGAUGUCUGAAAGGCAGCUCACUGCAGCAUUUUGACGAAAGCGUGCAAGCCGUGGUAGAUUGAGGAUGGGUGACGGACGAGGACGGCUUCGGGGUUUUAAUGAAAUGGGAAUAUGGCACUUUUUCAUGUGAGCUAUCAAAUUGCAAAACUGAAGCUCUCUGCAUGGAAUUGAGAGUGACUUUUGCAUGCUGUCUACACCUUUAAGUUGCUUUUGUCUUCGUGUGUCUCAUUGUGUGGGGAUGUUAAAAGUCGGUGGUUUGAUUACAUGUUUGUUCAAUAAUGAAAACACAACUUCAAUGAAAUAAAUGGAUCUGUAUACA
This is a messenger RNA of Puntigrus tetrazona (Sumatra barb), 2859 nucleotides long. RefSeq lists its product as uncharacterized. The record is from RefSeq and is a predicted model, not a curated record. Gene Ontology annotation, cellular component: plasma membrane. Gene Ontology annotation, molecular function: protein binding. The transcript has 17 exons. Bases 151 to 2454 code for a protein of 767 amino acids. Lineage: Eukaryota; Metazoa; Chordata; Actinopteri; Cypriniformes; Cyprinidae. Gene Ontology annotation, biological process: integrin-mediated signaling pathway; protein localization to plasma membrane; T cell receptor signaling pathway.